This is a messenger RNA of Humulus lupulus (European hop), 2827 nucleotides long. RefSeq lists its product as uncharacterized. Bases 1297 to 2064 code for a protein of 255 amino acids. Lineage: Eukaryota; Viridiplantae; Streptophyta; Magnoliopsida; Rosales; Cannabaceae. The record is from RefSeq and is a predicted model, not a curated record. The transcript has 2 exons.
UGCAAUGGAUAUUGGGUAUGAGCUGCCUGUUGGUUUUUGGUGGAGGCCAUAUGGGAACUUUGUAUACAAAGGUGCCAUGUUAGUUUCAGAUGAAGAUAUUAAGGCAAUGAUCUUUGAUAUAAAACCAAGGAGGUAUAGGUUGGUUGAUAUCUUCUUGGUCUUGCCUGACAAGGAUUAUGUGGCUCCUGCUGUCAGUUACUAUGAAAUUGUCACUCUACCAAAAUGUAGAAUUGAAGAGUUACCAGAUGAUGCUGAAGUGGAUGUGGAUGUUGUAGUAAAUGCAGAGGGUUUUCCUGAGGGAUUUGUCACUGAUGGUAGUGAAGAGAAUGUGGAUGUGGAUGAUGUUGAAGAGGUAGAUGAUGCUCCUGAUUUGGUUGUUUUGGAUAGUGAUGAAGAAUAAGAGUUACCCUUCCCACCCCAAGCCCAAGUACCACCUCAAACUCAUGAAACAGAAUAACCAUAUCAAGAAGAGACGAAGUAGCACCUGAAUUAGAAGAUAACACUACGGCUGAGACUAAAAGAAAAGGCAAGCAGCCCCUGAGGAAGUGUAACAAGAAGAGGAGAAAGGGAAAGAGGAAGGUUGAGAAAGAUGAUAAUUUUCUGUUGGAAGAGGAAGAUUAAGUUGAUGAUGGUGAACAUAAAAAGGAUUUAGAGAACACAACCGAUCCAAGAAAGUGGUGGUCUUUAGUGAAAGACCAUUGUAAUGAGCAAGAUUAUGUUGAUUCUGAAGGAGUAAUAUUUGAGGAUGAUCUCAAUAGCUUGUGUAGUGAUGAUGAGCACACUGUUAGAAAGAGUAAGAGUGAAUACAACCCUACUAACAAGUUUGAGAAAUUUGAGUUCAAGCUUGGGAUGAUAUUUCCUACCAUGGACCAUCUAAGGGAGGCUUUGAAAGAUCAAUUUAUUAACAAUAAUAGAACAUACAAGUUUGUUUUCAAUGACAGAUCGAGAAUAAAAGCCAAAUUCAAGGGUGAAGGUUGUGAUUGGUUUAUUUAUGGAAGAGUUCAGGGUAAUGAUAAGAAGACUGUUAGGAUAAACAAGUACAAGUCAGAACACCACUAUAGGAUAGUGUUCAACAAAAAACUUGUGACAAGCACAUGGUUAGCCAAGCAUUUCUUGGAGCAGUUCAGACUUAAUCCAAACAUGGACUACAAUGGAUUCAUGGGAAUGACCUAGAAAAUAAAAUUCAGCAAUGUGUCACAAACCAUUUUCUACAGGGCUAAGGCUUAUGCAAGAAAUCUGUUGGAGGGUUUGGUUAAGGAUCAAUAUUUAAUCCUUGAUGACUACUGCGAGCAGAUAAUGGAGACAAACCCAGGUAGCAUAGCUUUACUUAAAACUAACCUUGUUGAUGGCCAAAGAGUAUUUGAGAGGGUUUAUAUUUGCUUGAAGGCUUGUAAGGAUGGGUUCAAUAAGGGUUGUAGGCCUUUGCUAGGACUGGAUGGAUGUUUCUUGAAAGGCUAUGGUAAGGGUAUUUUAUUGGCUGUUGUAGGUAUAGACCCAAACAACUCACAAUUUCCAGUGACAUAUGCAAUUGCUGAGAAGGAGAACACUGAAACUUGGACUUGGUUUCUGAAUUUAAUAGUUGAGGAUCUUGGCAUUGAAAACCCAAGUAUUUUCACAAUGAUGAGUGACCGACAGAAGGGUUUGGAAAAAGCUUUGGCUGACAUUAUGAUUGGAAGUGAAAUCAGGUUUUGUGCGAGGCAUUUGCACUCCAACUUCAAAAAAGAACAUCCUGGUUUGAUAUUAAAACAAAUGUUAUGGGGCUGUGCACGGGCAACUACGCCUGUGGAGUUUACUCAAAGAAUGAAUGCUCUGAAAGAAGUAGAUGAGAAUGCUUACAAAUGGUUGUUGAAAAAGGACCCUAAAGAAUGGAGCAAAUCACAUUUUAGAGAAGUUGUGAAGUGUGACAUGUGUCUUAACAAUCUUUGUGAAAGCUUUAACUUAGCUAUCAUGCCUACAAGAGACAAGGCAAUUGUAACACUGUUAGAGAAUUUCCGAUUUUUGCUUAUGUGCAGAUUCAACACCAAAAGGGAAGAAGUUAAGAAAUGGGGUAAAUCCAGUUGGUAGAAGGAUCUUUGCGAUUAUUGAGAAACACAAGAAAGUGGCCAUGGAAUGUUACUCAACAAUGGCUGGAAAUGCUCGGUUUUCAGUAACAUAUAAAGGAACAGAAACAUUUGUGGUUGAUUUGGUGAAUAAAGUGUGCAUUUGUAGGGUUUUCCAAUUGUCUGGCAUACCAUGUCCCCAUGUUUUAGCUUCUAUAUGGGCAUCAGGAUUGAACCAUUAUGAUUAUGUUGAUGACUAGUAUAAAAAAGAUGCAUACAUGGCUGCAUAUGCUGGGAUAAUUAAGCCCAUGCCUAGUCCAAAUAAGUGGCCCCAAACUGGCCUAAACCCCAUACUCCCACCUCCAGAGCAAGUCCUACCUUGAAGACCAAAGAAAAAGAGAAACAUAAGCAAUGAUGAACCUCCACCAGGUGCUACAACACUUUCAAGGAAGGGUCAAGCUAAUCACUGCAGCAGAUCCCAAAGUUACGAAGAGGAGAGGUAGACCAUUUAUGGCUAAUCCACUUCCUGAGACAGUGAAGAGGAAUGAGAGGAGAAAGAGACAAAAAGCAAAGGAACAGGCCUUUGGAUCUCAGCAGCAACAAGGAUGAAUUUUAGACCUGCUCUACAACAACUCAUUUUGUAAUGUUGGUUUCUGUGUAGAAGAGGGGAUGGAACAAGUCAUUUUGUGUAGAACAUAUCUUUUUUGUACAUGUGUAGAGCAGCUUCUUUUGUUUAAAUAUUUAGGGUGGAUGGAUAAAUGAGCAACUCCCUAUACUUUACUGUUUUA